This is a messenger RNA of Musca vetustissima, 1323 nucleotides long. Its product is annotated as foot protein 1 variant 2. NCBI's taxonomy places the organism in Eukaryota, Metazoa, Arthropoda, Insecta, Diptera, Muscidae. The record is from RefSeq and is a predicted model, not a curated record. Bases 1 to 1323 code for a protein of 440 amino acids. The transcript has a single exon.
AUGAGGUCGUUAGCAAUAUUAUUGAUUGGUCUGCUGUGUGCCAGUGCCAUUGAUGGACGUUGGCUGGGUGAAGAUAUUCGCCGUGAACUGGAAGAUAGUCAUGAAAGUGAUGAGCCACCCUAUAAAAUUGAGGGUAAACAUUACGAAGGAAGAAGACAUCAUCAUCUACCUCACCAUCACUAUGGUCAUCAUGGCAAUUCAUCCCACUGGAAUACAACUGUGAUUCCACCAAAUGAUAAUACGACAUCGUCAUGGAACAGUACUUGGGCGCCACCAGUGAAUAACUCCACGUGGAGUCCUCCAUCAUGGAAUACGACAUGGAGUCCACAACAAAAUAAUUCGACACCUUCAUGGAAUACCACUUGGACACCACCUGUGAAUAAUUCGACAUGGGCUCCACCAUUAUGGAAUACAACUUGGAAUCCAUCGGGUAACGAUUCCUCACCAUCGUGGAAUUCAACUUGGGCGCCACCAAUAAAUAAUUCGACAUGGAGGCCUCCUUCAUGGAAUACGACAUGGAGUCCACCAAUUAAUAAUUCUACAUGGGCUCCGCCAUCAUGGAAUUCUACUUGGGUACCACCAGCAUGGAAUACUACUUGGGCACCACCAACAUGGAAUUCCACAUUGGCACCACCUUCAUGGAAUUCGACAUGGUCACCUCCUUCAUGGAAUACGACUUGGGCACCACCUUCAUGGAAUUCCACUUGGGCACCUCCUUCAUGGAAUUCCACUUGGGCACCUCCAGUAUGGAACUCAACCAUUGCACCAUCUUCGUGGAACUCCACUUGGGCACCACCUUCAUGGAAUUCCACAUGGGCACCUCCUUCAUGGAAUACGACUUGGGCACCACCUUCAUGGAAUUCCACUUGGGCGCCACCUACCUGGAAUUCUACUUGGACACCUCCAUCGUGGAACUCCACCUGGGCGCCACCUUCUUGGAAUACCACCUGGUCGCCACCAUUGAAUAAUUCUACGUGGGCACCACCAUCAUGGAAUAGCACUUGGGCACCCCCCUCAUGGAACUCAACCUGGGCACCUCCAUCAUGGAAUUCAACUUGGGCACCUCCUUCAUGGAACUCCACCUGGGCACCACCUUCAUGGAAUACCACUUGGGCGCCACCAACGAACAACUCGACAUGGGCACCUCCUUCAUGGAACUCCACCUGGGCACCACCUUCAUGGAAUGCAACUUGGGCACCUCCUUCAUCGAACUCCACUUGGGCACCUCCUUCAUGGAAUACCACUUGGGCGCCACCAACGAAUAACUCAACAUGGGCACCUCCAUCUGGAAAUUUCACCUGGACUCCACCGACAUGGAAUUAA